AUGUCUGCCCAGGAGCCCACCAACAACCAGCUCGCCGAGGAGACCCCCGCCAACAAGGGCAAGGGUGUCGCCGAGACCAGCGUCGAGGACAGCGCCAUGGACGAGGAUGACAGCAGCUCCAGCGACGAGGAGGAGACUCCCGCCAUCGAAGAAAAGGACGGCCUCGAGGAGAUUGACCUGAACAACAUUGUCGAGGGCGGCCGCCGCACCCGUGGCCGUGUCAUCGACUGGGCCAAGGCCGCCGAGGAGAACCCUGCCCAGGACGACGAGGACGAUGAUGACGAGGACUUCCACGCACCCGAAGACACGGAUUCCAAGAUGGACACCGACUAA
Verticillium alfalfae VaMs.102 is the source of this 333-nucleotide messenger RNA. RefSeq lists its product with no specific name. The record is from RefSeq and is a predicted model, not a curated record. Bases 1 to 333 code for a protein of 110 amino acids. Lineage: Eukaryota; Fungi; Ascomycota; Sordariomycetes; Glomerellales; Plectosphaerellaceae. The transcript is spliced from 3 exons.